Epithele typhae is the source of this 1266-nucleotide messenger RNA. Its product is annotated as iron uptake cluster protein. Gene Ontology annotation, cellular component: cytoplasm. Gene Ontology annotation, molecular function: flavin adenine dinucleotide binding; electron-transferring-flavoprotein dehydrogenase activity. The transcript is spliced from 7 exons. Bases 1 to 1266 code for a protein of 421 amino acids. The record is from RefSeq and is a predicted model, not a curated record. NCBI's taxonomy places the organism in Eukaryota, Fungi, Basidiomycota, Agaricomycetes, Polyporales, Epitheliaceae.
AUGAAGACCGUCGACAUCCUCGGUGGAAGCUACGGCGGGGCCCGCGCUGCCACUACCCUCGCCCAGGGCCUCCCCCACAGCUGGCGCAUCAUCAUCGUCGGCCGUAACUCGCACAUCAACUAUCACAAGGCCUUCAUCCCCUACAACAAUGUCUUCCUCCCUUUGCGCACCGUCUCCACCCCCGGCUCCCCCGGAUAUACGAACCCCGCACGCUUGGUGAUGCUACACGCGUCCGUGACGUCCCUCGCGACGCGCACCCUCACCCUUGACCGUGCGUUCCCGGAGCACGGCGUUUCCGAGGCCGACCGGACCCUCCACUUCGACUGCUUCAUCUACGCCCUCGGCUUGCGCCUCCCCUCGCCCACCAACCUCUGGAACCCUGCCACGGAGGAUGUGGAGAAGGCGGAGGUGCUCGACGUUGCGCGCGGCACGAAGCAGGGCGGGGUCGCGUUCCCCAAGCAGUUCCAACUCCGUGUCUCGCGCGCGGCUUCCGUUGUGGUCGUCGGCGGGGCUCUUUGUAUCUACAUUGCUGAGAUCUAUCCAGCCACAAAUGUCACCUUGCUACACUCUCGCGAUUGCCUCCUGCCGAGGUUUGACGAGGCGAUGCACAGCGAAAUCAUCUCUAGCCUCUCAGGACUGAACAUUUGCACCAUGCUCGGCGAUCGCCUCGACCUCGCCUCACUCGCCGACAACAAGCACAGCAACGGUGAACGCGUCGUCCGUACACAGAGCGGAUGCGAAGUACAGGCCAAGCUGGUGCUGCUCUGCACCGGCCAGUCCCCCAACACGUGGCUUCUCCGCGACGCCUUCCCAAAACGAGUCCUCGCGGAGCCGCCCCCGAGUCCGAACCCCCGACCGCUGUCCCCGACCUCUCCCCGCUUUCCCUCACGACAGCCUGCACCUCUGCCGGACCCUCGUCUACGGAACCCUCCCUCGCCAACGUCCCCUCAACCGACGCGUCCGAGCGACGACGCGUCCGAGACCUCGUCACAGGCUGAGGAUGCGCAGCUCGAGAACGUCGAAGACGCGAGGACGCGCGUCGCGGGGGCGCGCAUCUUUGCGAUUCGGGGCACAAAGUCAGUCUACCAGUACCAGGGCGUCAUCGGCACGCGCGAUCAGGAACAGGCCGACCUCGACAUCCACAUGACGCGGCGCUACUUCGGGUAUGAGGUCGAGCGCGGGGACCUCGACGCGGACCUUCCGGACGAGGAGAUCCCAGGCGCCGCGCCGCGACCGGUGUAUACGACGAAGGAGGUCAUGGCGUGA